This is a messenger RNA of Fimicolochytrium jonesii, 1200 nucleotides long. RefSeq lists its product as uncharacterized. The transcript has a single exon. Bases 279 to 923 code for a protein of 214 amino acids. NCBI's taxonomy places the organism in Eukaryota, Fungi, Chytridiomycota, Chytridiomycetes, Spizellomycetales, Powellomycetaceae. The record is from RefSeq and is a predicted model, not a curated record.
GGAUGCAAGUAGCAACCUGCUGUGGGUUUUGAGACUGGGAGUCCUCGCAUCUGAGAGAGUGACGUGAUACGCGUGUUUCUCCGCCAGAAGCUGGGCCAGAAGUCUUACAGCUGGAACAUGCACUGUAACCCCAUUCCCCAUUGCAGCCAUCCACUAUUGGAUGCCAGAGCAAGAUCGAUACUAAAGCUACGCUACGUUCCCUUUGACCACAACUCACUCGCACCGUUCCACUUCCCAGCGCAACCUGCCUUCCAGAGCCUGCGUAAGAAUACGACACUAUGCCCCGCCCAAAAGCCCCACCAAAACCCAAAGCAAAACAGUUCGACUACUCUCUCCCUUACGCAACACUCAACCUCCGCAAGACCCCCAAUCUUUACACUAUCGGCAAAGGCGAACAAGGCGUCUUCGUUUGCGAGCCCUACAGAUCCGAACUCUCUCCCCUCUGGCGCUUCAAAACCCCCGACAUCGCAACCACAUCCUCGCAACAACUGUACGCCAAAUUCCUCGCCUACAAAGCCGCGGACGAUUUUGUGGGCAUGGAUAUGGCAAGAAAAUUCAUACAGAUGGGCGUCACGCGUGCGAGGCGGUAUGCAAACCAUAAAGGAGGGAGGAAAUAUGUCAAGACGGGCGAUGGGGAGAAGACGGAGCUGCCGAGGGAUGAGGUGGAGGAUCCGGUGAAGGCAGAGUCGGCGAGGAUAUUUGGGGUGGUAUUGAAGGAUGUGAGGGAGGAUGAGGAUUAUGUGAGGAUGGCGGUGAGGCAUAAGGAGUUGUAUGAGAACUCAACAUCGACAUCUGAGGAUGUGAAAGAGGAGACGCCAGGACCAUCGGCGUCGCUUUCCGAUGAUGGGGGUGCCAUAUCAGGAGCUAAACGCAAAAGCAAGUCACAACUGGCGGGUGCGAAGCGCAAACGACGGGCAUCAUAGUGGAAAGGUCGGAUGCAGUCGUUGAGAAGGAUGGGCAGGAUGUGUUUUUCGUGGACAGGAACAACAUCGAUAAACUUGUUGACAUCGUUUCUUGAAGUCAAAUUGCUUCUGGUGCGCCUCAGGGUGCGCCUUAUCGCGAUACGCCAGUCAUGUAAGGCAGAAACUAACGGUGUAUGGGGCCGUGUUCACCACAUCUUACCGCAGUUUGUAGUUUAUGGUGGACGAUAGUGUACGGCAACCGAAAACAGCAGCAUGUUUCUCUCCUGAGUCCUGUAGC